AAAGACCCCCCACGGUUAGCGUGGGUGUAACUGACAGCGGCAGUUGAUGAGUUCCGCAUAGAUCCGUGUGCCCCACGUUCUUCAACCUCACGUGUAAACUACUUCUUCUUCUUCUUCUUCUUCUGCGUUUUCAUCGUUAACCUUUCUCUCCAAACACCCAUUCUUCACCAUGUCCGAUCAUGCCGCCGAUCUCCCCGCUGCCGCCGCCGCUCUUAGUGCUGAAGAUCGUGCUGAUCUUGUCAAUGCACUCAAGGAUAAGCUUCAGCUCUUGGCUGGGAAUCAUGUUGACGUCCUGGAAACACUGGCACCCAAUGUCAGGAAACGUGUUGAGGUUCUCAGAGAUCUUCAGGGCCAACAUGAUGAGUUGGAGACUAAGUUUAUAGAGGAGCGAGCACAGUUAGAAGCUAAAUACCAGAAGCUUUACGAACCACUUUACACAAAGAGGUACGAAAUUGUCAAUGGAGUGGUUGAGGUUGAAGGAAUUACAAAUGAACCUGUGCCUGCAGAAGAUCCUCCUUGUAAUUCAGAGAAAGGAGUGCCUAACUUCUGGCUUACUGCAAUGAAGGCAAAUGACAUACUGGCUGAGGAGAUCACUGAACGUGACGAGGGUGCCCUCAAGUAUCUUAAAGAUAUCAAGUGGUGUAAAAUUGAUAAUCCAAAGGGCUUCAAGCUGGAGUUCUAUUUUGAUUCUAAUCCUUAUUUCAAAAACUCUUUGCUAACAAAAACAUACCACAUGAUUGAGGAUGAUGAACCUAUAUUAGAGAAAGCAAUAGGAACAAAGAUUGAGUGGAAUCCUGGAAAGAGCUUGACAGAAAAGAUUCUUAAGAAGAAGCCAAAGAAAGGAUCAAAGAAUGCCAAACCCAUCAUAAAAACCGAAAAAUGUGAAAGCUUCUUCAACUUUUUCAACCCUCCCCAGGUUCCCGAGGACUUGGAUGAGGAUGAUGAUAUUGAUGAUGAUACUGUCGAGGAGCUCCAAAAUUUGUUAGAACAUGAUUAUGACCUGGGUUCUACUAUCCGGGACAAAAUUAUUCCCCAUGCUGUGUCAUGGUUCACGGGGGAGGCUGCAGAGAGUGAUUUUGAGGAAAUAGGAGAUGAAGAUGCUGAUGAUGGGGAUGGUGAGGAAGAUGAAGAUGACGAGGAAGAGGUACAAAGUAAGAGGCGGAGUAAGAACAAUGUUCAGAUUGGAUCUAACAUGCAGACUGGUGGCAGGGCUCAACCCGAUAGAGGAAACGGCCAGCGGACGGAGCGCCCUCCUGAAUGCAAUCAGCAGUAGUCCUCACUUGUGUGCAACAGACCUGGAUAGAUUUAGUGUUAGCAUAGCAAAUACAGGAGAAUUUCUGGGUUACUUCAGUCAUAAGUUGCAAUUUGAAUUUCUUUUAAUUUUGGGUCGUUGUAUGAAUUUUAUGUCUUAAAUAUUUUCUAUAUGUUGACUCUUGAUAAAGAUUUGUGUUUUUGUCCA
Arachis duranensis is the source of this 1459-nucleotide messenger RNA. RefSeq names its product nucleosome assembly protein 1;4. NCBI's taxonomy places the organism in Eukaryota, Viridiplantae, Streptophyta, Magnoliopsida, Fabales, Fabaceae. Gene Ontology annotation, molecular function: chromatin binding; histone binding. Bases 170 to 1273 code for a protein of 367 amino acids. The record is from RefSeq and is a predicted model, not a curated record. Gene Ontology annotation, cellular component: chromatin; nucleus. The transcript has 11 exons. Gene Ontology annotation, biological process: somatic cell DNA recombination; nucleosome assembly.